Ciona intestinalis (vase tunicate) is the source of this 1933-nucleotide messenger RNA. The record is from RefSeq and is a predicted model, not a curated record. Lineage: Eukaryota; Metazoa; Chordata; Ascidiacea; Phlebobranchia; Cionidae.
ACCUAAACGUAGUGAGUAAACUUUAAUUUAUUUACAUAUUAUAUUCCAAAUUAUAAUAAAAGGACAAAAAAAUAUAAUGCGUGCUGAUAACACCUGUGUCAAAUGAGAACACGUCGCUUGCCCUUUCCUACAUUAUACCUUCCACGUAACUAAUAUUACAGCUGGCUGCCACGCGGACCGUUUAACAUAUUUUGAGCAAUUGGUCAGGCUAUAGCUACGUACGCACAAUCUCUUUACGAAAUCGCAUCCUUCAACAUAAGUAUUUGUAUUAUGGCCAAAAUAUAGGUUUCACAUUACAUUUAACAACUUAUAAGUUUGCACAAAACUGAAAAUGUACUUACAUUGUGCAAAGCCCCAUUAGAUAAUGUUUUUUUCUGACUUUUUUUUAUCUAUAAUGAAUAAAGCAUGAGACGUAAGUAGCCACACCGAAACGGUAUUUGGUUUUUGGCAUAUUUGUAUUGUAAUCUUCCGUAACGAAUAGAUACACAGCGAUACAUGCCUGUGACUUAAAUACGUACGUUUCAGAAAGGACAUAAGGGUGGCUGUAACGCAAAUUGCAUAUUGGUCGAUCAGUUUGUAGGAAAAAUAUAUAGAAGGCCAUGCUAGAAUUUAAUGACAGUGUGCUUUAAGUAAAAUGCAGUGCGGUUGAUUCACAUUACGUAAAAAGGGGGUUUUGUGACAUAAAACCUACAAUCACCAUCAGCAAUCAGGCCUUGAACGCCAUUUUAGAUUUUACCACAAACGUUACGGUUGCAGUUUACCUGCAAAAAAACAAAGAGAGGACGAAGUCUAGUACGUUGUUUAGUCGUUAGAGAGAUAGCCGUGACUAGUUAUAUGUGAAUAGUAACGUUUGGCGUUCACGUUUUACGCGCAUGUUUGCAGAGAUAGUAAAUACAAUAGUAAAUCUAUCGCCACUCUCACAGACCACAAGUGUUUAUUUAGUUAUUCUGUUGAAGAAAGAAAACUAAAAUCAUGAAUUCAUUCUCAAGUGUUCUACGUCGUAACCAUAAGAUUUCUUGCUUGAGUGCGGAUCUUGGUGGUCAUAUAAGCAUGCAGACUUUGGCCAAGCUAAUUGCUUAUCUUUUCCUUGCGUUGAUAUCCGUAUUGGUGUUGUGCUGCAUGAGGACAACGGUAUUAAUAUACACCCGGCCCCCUCCACCGCCGCCGUGUGCUAGGAACGAAACGGAAGGUUACAUCGACUCUGCUGGGUCAUGGGGGCGAUUAAAAAGAGCGGUGCAGUUUGAAACGGUAUCACACUCUCCACACCAUUACAACAAGCAACAACUUGAAGCAUUCGGAAGGUACUUAACACAAGCGUUCCCAGCUAUUUUCCACUCACGGUAUGUCCGACAUGACAUUAUAAACGGAUACAGCAUGCUGCUUGCCGUCCGAGGCAAGAAUGCUUCUCUCCAGCCGUAUUUGCUCAUGGCCCAUAUGGACGUAGUACCAGUGGUCCAGUCAGAGUGGGUUUGGGAAGGAUUUGGAGCAAAUGAGUCGCCUGAUGGUAACCGUAUGUACGGCCGAGGUUUGAUUGACAACAAAGGCCAACUAAUGGCUAUCCUUGAAGCAUUAAGUUAUAUGCUGAAUAAAGGAGACCAGCCUGUAAGAAGCUUUUUCGUAUCAUUAGGCCAUGACGAAGAGGUGGGUGGGGAGACGGUACUCGGCGUAAGACGCGCCUUUUUUAAUCUUGUUUUACCAGUACCCAUUUAAAGAAAAGGGAAAAACAGUAAUAUUCGACAGAAUUUUCACGGUCCACAGUAAAGAUGAUAAUUGUUGUUAAGUUUUUUGGAAAUUGUUGUCCGUUAAUACAGUUAUGAUAGUGCUAAUUUAGUAUCACCCAAAAACCGUCUCAUAUUUUGAUUUUGGAAAUAUUUGGCAAUAUAUGCUUAAGUGUCCCGUCUUCCCCCACUCUAUUAUAAUAUACACUUUUCCA